UGUUGACGGGGGAAGUGCAACAAUGACACGUAGGAACUAAGUAACUAAGUACAAGAAACAUGAUUUUAUCGAAAUGCAGGUCAACAGACCAAAAGGAGUUAAGAACCUAUAAGAGUAUGAAGAUACUUCUCACUUUUGUGACAUUUUUAUUGCCAGGUGUAGUCAGCAUGAAGACUGAUGUCACAGGAGUAUCUGGGGAGAACAUUACGAUAACCUGUUCUAUGGGCUACAAAUCAGAUCUUGUCAAAUACUUCUGUCAAGGACCUUGUACAUCUAAUCAAGAUGUUCUAAUAAAAAGCAGCCGUGGGAAUUGGAAUUUAAGGAAAUACAGAAUAGUAGACUACAAAAAUUACUUCGAAGUUACAAUCUUUAAUCUAACAGAGAAGGAUGCUGGUUUUUACGAUUGUGGAUGGGAAAGAAACAAUUGGGUGGAUGGCUCCAGACGUGUUUUCCUCACUGUUAAUCAAGUGAACACACUGGUCCCGCCAAAAACCACUGAUGAACAAUUGGACCCAAUGCUGUAUGGAUCUGCAGUGAUAAUUUCAGUUGCUUUAGUAUUUGUAUUUUUCAGUACACUCAUUUUGCUAUUGGCUAAGAAACGCCAGCGGGUCAUCCAACAACAGACUGGAGAGCAGAUAUCACCUGACUACGAGAACGUGAUACCGGCUGUUACGAGUGAGGGUCACUCUGAGAGCUCAAGUCCAGAGAGUAUCGCUCUGUCGGAUACACCAAAAGACAUCAGUGACUACCACGACUUAGAAUGUAGUAAAAUGGAGGACCAUUUCUAUCAUAGCAUACAUGGGUAGAAAAUUAUGGAGCAGAAAAAUCAAGCCCCUGAUGACUGUUCAGUCUCCAGGUGUUGGGAAGUUGAAGCAAAUACAAGUUCGAAUUAAAUUGUAAAAUCAUCCGCCACUGACAUUUGUUUGCAGUUUCUGGAGAAAUUGCGUGGGAAUACAUUACUCAGCUGGUAAACUUCUGUUGAUAAUGAUGAGACAAUUAUUUAGAUACCUAUUAUAUAUUUGCUUUUAACAAUGAUUGUAAUUGUUACAAUGAAGUCAAGUUGUUGAUGAUUGAUUGCAAUAAAGAGAUGUUUGAGUGAUUGAUAGCCAGAAAAUAUAGACAUGUUUUCCUCUCGAUAAAACUGCCUUGUCAUUUUCACUGGUUCAAAUUGACCUUCAUUCCACAGGUCAGCCUUGAGACAAGCUGAAGACAUUAACAAAUAGAACUGCCACAUUUAAUCUGUUCCCAAAUGCAAAUUGCUUCACACAUGAACUAAUUCCACCUACAUGCAAACACAUAGCAAAACAAGCUCAAGGGGUGUCGCCAGCUUGCUUCCCCAAUUUCCUCAUAGGGCAAGACACCCAUGUGUUGCUAGGGCCAUCCCGAAUAAAAAGAAAGGAGACGGAAGGCCUAGGUUGGAACGA
Messenger RNA from Corythoichthys intestinalis (scribbled pipefish), 1424 nucleotides. RefSeq lists its product as uncharacterized. Lineage: Eukaryota; Metazoa; Chordata; Actinopteri; Syngnathiformes; Syngnathidae. The transcript has 5 exons. Gene Ontology annotation, cellular component: plasma membrane. The record is from RefSeq and is a predicted model, not a curated record. Gene Ontology annotation, molecular function: transmembrane signaling receptor activity. Bases 60 to 806 code for a protein of 248 amino acids.